Messenger RNA from Argentina anserina (silverweed cinquefoil), 1217 nucleotides. RefSeq lists its product as uncharacterized. The record is from RefSeq and is a predicted model, not a curated record. Lineage: Eukaryota; Viridiplantae; Streptophyta; Magnoliopsida; Rosales; Rosaceae. The transcript has a single exon. Bases 172 to 1209 code for a protein of 345 amino acids.
GAUGGUGUGAGAUGCUACAUAUAGAGAGGAAAUACAUUGAGCAAAGGCAAAUCAAAGAAAAGCUGUCCAUCCCUCCCUCCUUUCUUUUAUAAACCAUCACCAGACCAAAACACAAAUCUGAGAGAUCAAAACACAACACAGAACACAGAAACAGAGUCGAAAGCAACUAGAAUGAAGGCAAGAGAUGCCAAAGGAGCUCUUUCUGCAGAUUUACUGGUAUGUUUUCCCUCAAGAACCAGCUUAACCCUUAGGCCAAAAUCCAUUUGCAGCCCUGCAAGGUCCUUAGAAGCCAAAAAGCACCACGACAAUAACAGCAUGCAGCUCAUCAAGAGAGGCAGGACCAAAAGCUUUGGCCAGGCUAGUCCCAUGUUAUGGGCAAAAACCAAGGCGAUGAGCUCGGAGAUCUCCGAGCCUACUUCGCCAAAAGUCACGUGUGCCGGACAGAUCAAGGUCCGGCACAAGACUGGCUCGAUCAAAAGCUGGCAGUCAGUGAUGGAGGAGAUUGAGAGGAUUCACAAGCAUAAGAAGCAGAAGAAGAGGAAACCGAGUUGGGCCGAGGCUCUGGGGUUCAAGAAAGAUGUAAUGCACUUCCUUACAUGCUUGCGAAGAAUCCGAUUCGACCUUAGAUGUUUUGGGUCCUUUCCACAACCAGAUAUCACCUCUGACGAUGAAGAAGAAGAAGAGGAAGACAGAGAAGAAAAUCAUGCGGGUAUUGAAGGAAGCAGUGAAGGUACUGACGAAAACUCGAGAGCGUUUUUUUCGAAAUGGUAUAUGGUUUUACAGGAAAAUCAGAGUGAUGAUUUUAGCAAACAAGAUAGCGUUAAGAGAGAUGAUAGGCCUAGUUUCGAAGACGACGGAUCGACUUCUGCAGUAGCUUCAGUUUCGCCACCAAAUGCUCUGCUUCUAAUGAGGUGCAGGUCUGCUCCUGCAAAGAGCUGGUUAGAAGAGAAAGAAGAAGAAGAAGAAAAUGAUCAUGAAGAGGAAGAAGAAUGCCGGGAAGAAAAUGUAUCAGAAAAACAAGACAGAAGAGGGAAAAUUACUCUGAAGAGUUUAAUGGAUCAAGAAAAGAUGAGGAAGAUGAACGAGAACUUGGUGGUGAUGACAUACGGUUCUGAUUUGUACAACAUUUCAACUGAAAUUGCCAAGGAGACAUGGGUUGUUAGUGGGAUGAAAGAUCCAAUCUCCAGGAGUCGAAGUUGGAAGAGAUGAUGAAGAUC